Molecule: messenger RNA, 1608 nt
Organism: Xenopus laevis (African clawed frog)
Lineage: Eukaryota; Metazoa; Chordata; Amphibia; Anura; Pipidae
Gene: lrrc10.S
Product: leucine rich repeat containing 10 S homeolog
Cellular component (GO): cytoplasm
Source: RefSeq, marked provisional
GGCAAACGAUGGGGAACACUAUUAAGGGAAUAAUUGCUUUCAUCCCAUCCAAGACUUGCCAGAACUAUCUAUUGGGAGAGUUGGAAGAAAUGCCUGUUGAUAAAAUGGUGGACCUGAGCAGCAAGCAGUUGAGAAGAUUCCCUCUGAGGGUGUGUGCCUUUAAAGAACUUGUGAAAUUGUACCUCAGUGACAAUAAUUUAAACACUCUGCCUCCUGAGUUGGAACUGCUGCAGAACCUUCAGAUCCUAGCCCUGGAUUUUAACCAUUUUAAAGUCCUGCCACAGGUUGUAUGUGCCCUUAAACAACUGUCAAUCUUAUAUCUUGGAAACAACAGGCUGAGGGACCUGCCUCCUGAACUAUGCUUUCUCAAGAACCUGCAAACUCUUUGGAUUGAGUCAAAUUACUUCACACAUUUGCCUGUGGUGGUAUGUGAACUAACGCUACUGAAGACACUUCAUGCUGGAUCCAACCCCAUCCGCCAGCUACCAACUGAGCUUAAAAAUCUGAAAGAAUUGCGUAGCAUUUGGAUGUCUGGAACCCUGCUCACUGACUUCCCACCUGUGCUGUUGGAGAUGCCUUUUCUGGAUGUUAUUGAUGUUGACAGAAAUGGAAUCAGGUUUUUCCCAAACUUAGUCCACAUGCAAAGUUUGAAGCUAGUCAUUUAUGACCACAACCCAUGCCGAAAUGCACCAAAAGUUGCAAAGGGGGUUCGAAGAGUAGGAAGAUGGUCUGAGGAAACCCCAGAACCUAUUAAGAGAUCUGAGGCAGAAGCAGAACUCGAGAAAACCAUGGACAAUAAAGAAGCACAGGCUCUGCCUCCAAAGGAUACAAGUCAAAGCAAUGAAAACCCAACAGAAGCAACUACUGUACCCAUCUAAAAUGUAUGAUGCCCGGCUUACUUGUUGCUGAAAAAGGUAGUUUCCAUUUGCCAAAUUAUGUAUAUGAUGUGGACAGUACACUUGGCUAACUAUAAAUAAACCCAGAUAUCCAGCUCAGAUAAGUUAUUAGACAUAUGAAGUGAAAGUUGUCACUUAGCAUACGAAAUGUGAUGAAUGGAUCCUGGUGGGUUAUUAUAACUUUUGGUGCAGUAUUACAUAGGCCAAGUGAUAUUUAUUCAAGUGCAGUCAGAACAACAUUUCCUUUCUAAAGGUUAAAGUGCAGAAACUCAAUACCAAAGAACAGUUUAAUUUGCCCCCAUUUGCUCCAAUAUAACAAAAUUGCAGCAUAUCAUCUUUUGUGCAAGAAGGCAAGUGAAAAUACAUUAUAAUUGCACUCUCAGAAAUCAAAUCUAGCUAAAAUAUGUCAAACAGGUGCCAUCUUUGCAUUUAUUAUAAUAGAAAGCAGGACAAAUCCAAGGCAGUAGCUAUGACUGCAAAGUGCUUUUAUUGGGGAAAAGUGCUCCAUCUCUGCAUGCCCAUGCAACCAGUCAGUUCAAAUUUUCUAAUUGGGCAGUGAAUUGAGGGAUCUUCUUGAAAGGUAACCAGGUAUACGCCAUAUACUUUUAGACUGUAAGCUUUUUUGGGCAGGGCCCACUUUAUCCCUUGUACUGAUUAUCAGAUGUUUUGUGUUAAGCUGUCUACUGUGAUUAAAUUGGAUGGUUGACAAAUA